This is a messenger RNA of Haplochromis burtoni (Burton's mouthbrooder), 1289 nucleotides long. RefSeq names its product endonuclease domain-containing 1 protein-like. The transcript has 5 exons. Bases 100 to 999 code for a protein of 299 amino acids. Gene Ontology annotation, molecular function: hydrolase activity; metal ion binding; nucleic acid binding. Lineage: Eukaryota; Metazoa; Chordata; Actinopteri; Cichliformes; Cichlidae. The record is from RefSeq and is a predicted model, not a curated record.
ACAUGCAGCGACACAUUAUUAUUUUACUAUGCUGUUCAAAAAGCUAAUUUCUUCUUGUGUUAGGUGUUACUCACAUAGAGGAUCUCAGACUUAUCCAGUAUGCAGAGCUCGGUGACCAUGUGCUUCCUCCUCCUCGUCUUUCCCGUCAACGCACACUUUGUGGAAAACUUUGAGGACUGCAUGGAAUACUUUUACAAGGGGCAUGUGCCAAAGUGGACUUCCAAUCACAUCCACAUCUGCCAGAAGUUUAAUAACUGCUACCACUUUGCCACCCUGUACGACACCACCAACCGCAUUCCCGUCUACUCGGCUUACAUAGUUGAGGACGGCAUAAGCUCCGACCACGAUUGGAUGGUGGAGCCUCAGCUGGUAAAACAGGAGUUUGAAAAGGAGAUGAUGAGAGCGGAUUCACUGAUUUACAAACAUCCUACACUAAACCUUGAUGAAAUAGGAAAGAUGCAGGCAACAGAUGUCGACUACAAACAACUUCCUAAAGGAUACAAUCGAGGUCACCUGAAUCCCAACUCACAUCAUGCAGGUGAUGCUUCCAAAGCCACUAUGACCCUGACUAAUAUAGUUCCCCAAAAACAAAAGCUGAACCAAGGGAUGUGGAAAGAUCAUGAGGAUACACUCAAAGCUUUGGCCAAAGAGCACUCCGUCUACGUUCUGGUCGGUGCGAUUCCAUCAAAAGAUACCUGGAUCAAAAGAGAUAACCAGCCUCGUGUCAACAUCCCUGACUACAUGUGGGUCGCCUACUGCUACUGUGACAAGACAUCUUGUAAGAGUGGAGGUGCCACAGCUAAAAACACUGAGAACAAGAUUGACAAGUGCACCCUGUCACAGCUUCAAGCCUUUCUUGAAAAACACAACCGAGUUGAAGGUCUGCUGUUUGACAACGACUGCUAUGUGGAGCAGGCUGCAGGUGCGUCUGCAGGUGCGUCUGCAGGUGCAGGUGCGUCUGCAGCUGCAGGUGCGUCUGCAGCUGCAGGAAAUCCUUGAGACAUGUAAUCCAGAAAUACUCACGAGAUCACUGAUCUCUGCAGAGUCACGCAGCUCAUCCUUUCCUCAGCACUGCACACAUGAACUCAUGUAAACAGUUACUGUGAUCUUAACUGUGUCACACAAAUGUCAGCACGUUUAUGGUGCAGGUGAACACAUGCUGUCAUGCUUACCGGCUGCUUUACUCUGAGAGCAGCUUCACUGCAGCUUGUUGCUUAUUAAAAUCUGAUGAAAUGCUCAGUGUCGCGUGUUUGUGUGUUCAGUCAAAAUCAGCAAGUGUGACAAACUUC